AUGGCCUUGAAUGUGUAUUUGCCAAAGCAAUACUACACACCAACUGCCGCUGACUUGACUAAGGAAAAGCCAAUUCCAACCAUCAACUUUUUAGUAGGAGGCCUAACAACUCAAAAUUAUGCUGCUGAAAGAUCAUUCAUUCAAUGGCAAGCAAAUGCCUAUGGAUUUGCUGUUGUUUUCCCUGAUACUUCUCCUAGAGGUCCGGAUGUUCCAGAUGUUCCAGAUAUCGAAGUAGUUGGACAAAGUGCUGGUUUCUAUUUGAAUGCUACUGCUGAACCAUUCGUUAAGAAUUAUCAGAUGUUUGAUUAUGUCCAUAAAGAACUACCUGCAGAACUUACCACAUAUUUCGAUAAGGUAUCGCCAGUCCGUGUUGAUUUUUUGAAAAAUGUUAGUAUUAUUGGUCACUCCAUGGGUGGGUUGGGCUCUUUAACAGGUUAUUUCAAAUUGUUUCCCCGCUAUAAAAGUUGCUCUGCAUUUGCACCUAUAGUUAAUCCAAGCUCCUCGGAUUCAACCAUUGCUUAA
Molecule: messenger RNA, 522 nt
Organism: Henningerozyma blattae CBS 6284
Lineage: Eukaryota; Fungi; Ascomycota; Saccharomycetes; Saccharomycetales; Saccharomycetaceae
Exons: 1
Coding region: 1-522 (173 amino acids)
Biological process (GO): formaldehyde catabolic process
Cellular component (GO): cytosol
Molecular function (GO): S-formylglutathione hydrolase activity
Source: RefSeq, a predicted model, not a curated record